GCCAAAGAAACUAAAGUUUGGUAGUUUUAAUUCUUUUGGGCAAUCUUUGAUUUAUCUCUUUUUCAUAUCUUCACCAAAUUUUCUUUUGUUUCUUGUGGCUGAAUUAACUAAAGAAAAAUCUAUUUGUUUUAGAGAUAAAAACUAGAAAAGAAAAGAAAAGAAUGGGUCGGAUUCCAUGUUGUGAAAAGGAGAAUGUGAAAAGAGGACAAUGGACUCCUGAAGAAGACAACAAAUUGGCUUCUUACAUUGCUCAACACGGUACUCGUAAUUGGCGUCUCAUCCCUAAAAACGCUGGAUUGCAGAGAUGUGGGAAGAGUUGUAGACUAAGAUGGACGAACUAUUUGCGUCCUGACUUGAAACAUGGACAGUUUUCUGACGCUGAAGAACAUAUCAUUGUCAAGUUUCACUCUGUUCUUGGUAACCGGUGGUCUUUGAUUGCGGCGCAGCUUCUUGGUAGAACAGACAACGAUGUGAAAAACUAUUGGAACACGAAGCUGAAGAAGAAGUUGUCGGGAAUGGGAAUAGAUCCAGUGACUCACAAGCCUUUCUCACACCUAAUGGCAGAGAUCACCACUACACUCAACCCUCCUCAGGUCUCUCACCUCGCUGAAGCUGCACUCGGUUGUUUCAAGGACGAGAUGCUUCACUUGCUCACCAAGAAACGUGUUGACCUAAACCAAAUCAACUUCUCAAGCCCUAACCUUAACCAUAAUAACCCUAACAACUUUAACCAAACUGUUGAUAACGCAGCUGGAAAGAUGAAACUGGACAAUGAUGGUAAUGGGAUAAUGAAGCUAUGGGACAUGGGUAAUGGAUUUUCGUAUGGAUCGUCUUCCUCGUCCUUUGGGAAUGAUGAAAGGAACGAGGGAUCCGCUUCACCUGCGGUUGCGGCGUGGAGGGGUCACGGUGGAAUACGUACAUCAGUGGCUGAAACGGCGGCAGCGGAGGAGGAAGAGAGGAGGAAGCUGAAGGGAGAAGUGAUGGAACAAGAGGAGAUUGGAUCUGAAGGAGGAAGAGGAGAUGGAAUGAUGAUGAUGAGGAGGAGGCAACAUGAUCAACAUCAGCAACAUGCGUUUAAUGUGGAUAACGACUUGUGGAAUUUACAGGCUGAUGAUCUCAUUAAUCAUAUGGUUUGAUCUUUUUAAUAGAUUUACUGUUUACAUUUUCAUUUUGGAUCCCGUUGGUAGUUAACUUAUGG
Brassica oleracea var. oleracea is the source of this 1198-nucleotide messenger RNA. RefSeq names its product myb-related protein Zm38-like. Bases 162 to 1136 code for a protein of 324 amino acids. The record is from RefSeq and is a predicted model, not a curated record. Lineage: Eukaryota; Viridiplantae; Streptophyta; Magnoliopsida; Brassicales; Brassicaceae. The transcript is spliced from 3 exons.